Aspergillus pseudotamarii is the source of this 1132-nucleotide messenger RNA. RefSeq lists its product as uncharacterized. The coding region runs from base 175 to 990 and encodes 271 amino acids. NCBI's taxonomy places the organism in Eukaryota, Fungi, Ascomycota, Eurotiomycetes, Eurotiales, Aspergillaceae. The record is from RefSeq and is a predicted model, not a curated record. The transcript has a single exon.
CGCAUCAUGGGCACAAACUAGGUUAGUCAGGGAAAGGUAUGGGACAAGGAUAUAUAAAGAUGGCACCUUGGGGCGGAGACUUGUGAGUACAUGAGGUAAACCAACAGAGAUCCCAUACCCUCGACUCUUUCAUCCAAUUCCCCGCUACCCAGCGAAUCCAGUCUUGAUUUAAUCAUGAAAUUCCAUCUCUGGGCUGUCGCCCUCGCAUCGGCACUCUGUGUCCAAGCCAACGAAUGGCACGCCUAUUACCGCCUCGAUAGCAAAGCAUACCAGACAAAAUUUGAUCAAAUGGUCUCGCAAGGCUAUAGACUCAACUCAGUCAGCGGGUACGAGUACAAUAAAGAACCAAACUUUGCCGUUAUCUUCGAAAAGAGGCCCUCCCCGGCCUGGAAGUCUCACCAUGGGAUGACCUCCGACCAAUACCACCAAAAGUUCGAAGACUACCUGAAGCAAGGAUACCGCGUUGUCCAGGUCAAUGGCUACACAAUCGAUGGAAAGGACCGCUACACUGCUAUCUGGGAAAAAGACUCAUCUGUCCCUUGGAUCUCGCGUCAUGGAAUGAACAAAGAAUGGAUGCAGAAAUAUUUCGACAAGUACCUGGAGGAGGGAUACAGAAUGACCCAUGUUAGCGGGUAUGAGGUUGACAAUGAGAGUCGCUAUGCUGCUGUUUGGGAAAAGCGGGAUGAUCCUACUCCCUGGGUUUCUGCUGGGGAACUCAACUCGACUGCUUACCAGGCUACGUUUGACAAACAUGUGAAGGAUGGGUACCGACUUGUUGACGUGGACGGGUAUCAGGUCGGAGAUGAGGUCAUGUAUGCGGGAAUUUGGGAUAAGUCUGCAUCUGGUGCGUGGGUAGCAAGACACGGUGUCGAGUCUUCCAAGUUUCAGGCUGAGUUUAACAAGUACCGUGAUGAAGGCUAUGUGUUGAAGACUUUUAGUGCCUACAAUGAUGGGACAGCGGAUCGCUAUGCUGCUAUCUGGGUUAAAUAGCUUUGGAGCUUUGACCAACGUCAUAUAGAUUCUCGAGAAAUCAGAUGUACAUACAGAGAUUUGAGUAACUGUUGAUCGCUGCUAUUUUGGACAGGCUUGCUUAUCAACUUUACUUUUGUAUAGAUAUCCCGAACUGGUCACC